This is a messenger RNA of Mauremys reevesii (Reeves's turtle), 1147 nucleotides long. Its product is annotated as glycine N-acyltransferase-like protein 3. The transcript has 6 exons. Bases 113 to 1147 code for a protein of 344 amino acids. The record is from RefSeq and is a predicted model, not a curated record. Gene Ontology annotation, molecular function: glycine N-acyltransferase activity. NCBI's taxonomy places the organism in Eukaryota, Metazoa, Chordata, Testudines, Geoemydidae. Gene Ontology annotation, cellular component: mitochondrion.
UGCGCACAGACUGGUGAGCUGUUGUGGGGUCUACACAGUGUUUGCUAUUUUGGCAGGGCUGGGAGCUGGCAGCUGGUCUCUGGGGUUGGGAGGAGACAGUCAGAGGGAACUGAUGGGUCUCCUGCCCCACAGGUGUCCCUCGCACUGUCCUGCUGGAAGCUGUGAAGGCCCAACCCGGCCAGCGAUGCUGAUCCUGAGCUGUGCCUCCAAGCUGCGGCUGCUGGAGGGGAUGCUACGGCGGGGCCUGCCUGACACGCUGCCGGUCUACGGCACGGUGAUGCAUGUGAACCGCGGGAACCCGGCUGGCCAGGAGGUGCUGGUGGAUUCAUGGCCAGAGUUCAAAAUGGUCCUCACCCGGCCACGCAGAGAAGUGGCGUGGGACCCAAGUGAUUAUUUCACCAACUUGUACACGGCCUUUUACCGGGACGAGGGCGCCUGCCGGGCCCUGCUGGGGAACAGCCGCACCAUCGACUGGGACCAGGCCUUCCAGAUACUGGGGCUGCAGGACGGGGUAUACGAGAACAUCAGGGACAUCGCCAGGGCCAGGGGGCUUGAGAUGGAGACGUAUCGGCAGCAGCUACUACUGCACCCAGACCCGCCUGCCAUGCCCCAGUACCGGCCUGAGAAGGGGCUCAGGCUGGCGCCCGUGUCCCCCGCCCACGCCAUGCUGCUCAGAGACACCUGGAUGUUUGGGGGGAACAGUUGGAGCCUGCGCUACCUGAGCCGCCUGAUCCGCCACUUCCCCAGCGCCUGCCUGCUGGACCCUGAGGGGACCCCCAUCUCCUGGUCCCUCACCGACCCGCUGGCUGCCCUGACACACGGUUACACCCUCCCGGAGCAUCGUGGCCAGCACCACCUGAGGGCCGUAGUGGGGACGCUGGCGGCACAGUUGCAUGCCCGCGGCUUCCCUGUUUACGCCUGGGUGCUGCUCCACAACGAGCCUUCGCUGCACUCCCUGCAACGCCUCGGCUUCCGCAUCCUGCCUGGAGUGUUCCACCAGCUGGUGGUGAGGCCCGGGUUCGCCCAGUCCCAGCCAGCCAGCAGUGCCAGCCCCAAAGAGACCAGAGUGAGGGCUCAGCAGGGGGUCUCUCCCGCUCCCUUCCUCAAGCGGAUUGAGAAGAGCGUAGCUGAAGUCGACAUAUCUUAG